Molecule: messenger RNA, 1554 nt
Organism: Solanum dulcamara
Lineage: Eukaryota; Viridiplantae; Streptophyta; Magnoliopsida; Solanales; Solanaceae
Product: transcription factor MYBS3
Exons: 3
Coding region: 165-1280 (371 amino acids)
Biological process (GO): response to gibberellin; response to ethylene; response to auxin
Molecular function (GO): zinc ion binding; DNA binding
Source: RefSeq, a predicted model, not a curated record
CACCCAUCCACAAACUCAAGUCUUGGCCACUUUUAUCUCCCUCCACUUCCACCUUAUUAGUCGCAUAUUCUUAUCCACCAUUUAUAAACCAACAGUAUUAGACUCAUAAAUCAUAAAAAAUAAAUAAUUAUUUAUCUUAUCCAUAACUCGCCGAGUCAAUCACCAUGACUCGGCGGUGUUCCCAUUGCAACAACAAUGGCCACAAUUCCCGGACUUGUCCUACCAGAGGUGGUGUCAUCGGCGGUGGCUCCGGCGGCGGCGGAGGUGUGCGAUUAUUUGGUGUUAGGCUUACGGAUGGGUCGAUCAUGAAGAAAAGUGCUAGCAUGGGAAAUCUCUCAUCCCUUCACUAUCAUUCUUCUUCUUCCGCUGCUGCUUCGCCUAAUCCUGGUUCCCCUUCUUCUGAUGUUCUUCGUGAAUCUAUUCAUUUGACUGAUGGUUACCUAUCUGAUGAUCCUGCUCCUGCUUCUUCUUCUGCCAAUCGCAGAAUUGAAAGGAAAAAAGGCGUUCCGUGGACAGAGGAAGAACACCGGCUUUUCUUGAUCGGUCUGCAAAAAUUGGGCAAAGGAGAUUGGCGGGGUAUUUCGCGAAACUUUGUGACAUCAAGGACUCCUACCCAAGUAGCUAGCCAUGCCCAGAAGUAUUUUAUUCGGCAGAGUAAUGCUACUCGGAGAAAGAGAAGAUCCAGUCUUUUUGACAUUGUUGCUGAUAUGGCUACUGAUGCUUCCCAUCCACUUCCUGAAGAACAAUUUAUGCUCCCACCUAGAGCAAUGGAAAGUGAUAAGGAACAGUUGACACCUGCAACAAAAACAAUCGAAACUGAUUUCGCAGAUUCACUCCCUUCCUUAGAUCUUUCUCUCAAGUCAGAUUUUGAAUCCAUGGAAACCACUCCAAGUGAACCUGUUGAAGAAACGAAACCAAAUACCACAACCAGCACGAUUCCUUCAGUAUUUCCAGCAUUCUUCCCAGCUUACAUUCCAGUUCCAUAUCCCUUCUGGCCAUCAAAUGCCUUUCCGCUCCCUGAAGAUAGAGGAGCAGAGCCAUCCCAUCAUCAGAUCCUCAAGCCAAUUCCAACUGUCCCUAAAGAACCCGUGAAUGUAGAUGAACUAGUGGGAAUGUCCCAGCUCUCUUUAGCAGACGCUGGUUCUGGCCAUAUUGAGCCGUCACCCCUAUCCCUUAAGCUAACAGCAGAACCAUCACGGCAAUCCGCUUUUCAUUCUAGCACACCAGUCAAAAGCUCAGAGAUUACCAAGGGUGAAACUGUUCCAAUUCAAGCACUUUAAACCUAUUGGGAUGAGUCUGUAUUGUUCUUUUUUCUCUUUCCUAAGGGUGUAAGUACAUGUUCUCUUUCCGCUCAUCUAUGUAACAUAGGAUAGGUACUUUCAAGGAAGCAGCAAGUAGGAGAAUUUAGCUGGAAAUUGAUUCUUUGUCAUUGUAUAGAUCUAGGGUGUCUAACAAACUUAAUACUGUGGUCUUUUAUGUAAAUUGUUGGCUUCUUUGUAAUUGCUUUUAUUUUCUCAGAUUACGAGAAAAUAAAGGGGUCCCUGAUUCUGUUCA